AUUUGACACAUCUCUGCGACCGCCCGGCACGCCAAGGUUGUGCAACAGCGUGUUUCGGCCAUUGCGGCACACCUCGAACCCUCUUCUUCACCUCCAUCUUUUCACUCUCCUCAGACCAUAAGUCAGACAAUGGCUGCCCAAGAGAAACCUCCGAUCACCUGCCACGUCCUGGACACAAUCAAGGGUCGCCCUGCGGCGUCCAUCGCCGUCACUUUGACGCUGCUGCAACCCUAUGGACCAAGUGCUCCGUUCACGGGGUUAACCAACAGUGAUGGACGGGUGACUGUUUGGACCGGCGAAGCUGGACCCUCGCUUCGAGAGAUCUUCCACAAUGCGCAUGAGCAUGAAGGCGCGCGCUUGACAUGGUCGCUCAAGUUCGACACGGGCUCAUACUUUGGAGAGGGCAAUACUUUCUUCCCCGAGGUUGAGAUCCGCUUCUUUACAACGAACCAAAAGGAGCACUACCAUGUGCCGUUGUUGCUGGGACCUUGGAGUUACACGACAUAUCGGGGCAGCUGAAUGAUUGGCGUUGUAGAGCGAAACAAUAUACUUCGUCGGCAAAGAGAGCCCAUGGACGACAUCGCGGGGUUAUAAGGCUGUUGCCUCACAAAUACUGCAAUUUGUGAGAUAUCAGCCCAAAACAUAUACCUCUUUAUGCAGGAGGAGCAUAACGGCCAGAUAUUGCAGUAUACCAUCAGAAAUAGCACGAAUCGGAAGGUUGGGAUUUGGAUGAUACAUGAUUCAGCUAGUCAGCAAAACAACAGCAGUUGACAAAGAAAUGUGAACGAUAUUCAAUUCGACGCCUCUAGACUGUCC
This is a messenger RNA of Xylona heveae TC161, 816 nucleotides long. RefSeq names its product Hydroxyisourate hydrolase. The transcript is spliced from 3 exons. The record is from RefSeq and is a predicted model, not a curated record. NCBI's taxonomy places the organism in Eukaryota, Fungi, Ascomycota, Xylonomycetes, Xylonales, Xylonaceae. Gene Ontology annotation, molecular function: hydroxyisourate hydrolase activity. Bases 130 to 519 code for a protein of 129 amino acids. Gene Ontology annotation, biological process: purine nucleobase metabolic process.